CCCGCUCCCUCCCUGCAGGAGGAGAGUGAGUUGAUCAUCGAAGGGCUGCUGAACAUUUCCUGGGGUUUGCGGCGUCCGAUCCGAUUACAGAUGCAGGAUGAUAACGAGCGACUCCGACCCCCUCCGUCCUCCACCUCCUGGCACUCUGGCUGCAGCCUCCAACCUGAGAGGCUCCCUAAGACCACGUUUCUCAUCCCAGAUGUGAAAGUGGACGAUGCCGAGAGUCUGUCUGAGGAGAAGGAGCCUGGCCCACGCACUGACAACGCAGAUUCCCAGGGAGAGGCUGCCAGCUCCCAGCUGAUGAGGACCAAGAGUGACGCGGGGGCACUGAUCGUUCGCCGUGCCAACCUCCGCUCGCCCAGCGACAAGCGCAGGAUCCGCCGCCAACGCUUCUCCAUCAACGGUCACUUCUACAACCACAAGACAUCUGUCUUCACACCAGCGUUCGGUUCCGUGACUAAUGUUCGUGUCAACAGCACCAUGAGCUCUCUGCAGGUUCUCAACUUGCUUCUGAACAAGUUUAAGAUCGAGAACAGUUCCGACGAGUUUGCACUUUAUAUUGUCCACACCAGCGGAGAAAGGACCAAGUUAAAGGAUUCUGACUAUCCUCUGAUUGCCCGCAUCCUGCAGGGACCUUGUGAAGCCAUAGCGAAAAUCUUUCUAAUGGAGAAGGAUCUUGGGGAAGAGGUCACCUACGAUGUUGCCCAGUAUAUCAAGUUUGAAAUGCCAGUGCUGCAGAGUUUCAUUGUCAAACUGAAGGAAGAGGAAGAUCGAGAGGUGAAGAAAUUAACACGCAAGUAUUCAGUCAUGCGUGCUGUUCUGGAGACGCGAGUACAAGAGUUAACAGAGUCCUGGGCACAGAUUUGAAGCCUGGCACAGCGGGUAGAACAAAUGGCACAAGACAUUUAGAUGUGGGCACUCUUUCGGAUGUUGGUAUUGGGUGACAAUGCCAUGACUAUGCACUUGUCAAGCUCCUGUGGAGUGGGACCUUGGCACCUCCCAAACUGUCAGCUGUCAGGAGCUGGGAGGUGGGUGAGUGGGUGGGUGUGGAGGUUCCUAAAUGGGGGUUGUCCUGUGCUCUUUGGGAAGGGAUGCUUUAUCUUCAGAAACACUCCAAUAAAUCCAGCCAAUGAACCAAAUCCUCCUCUUCUCCCAUCCACCCCACAGCCCUUUGUUCUGUCCCGUGAACAUUUGCAGAGGUUGGAGUGGGGGGGGAGGCUAGUUGAACCAGGAACCUGAUGCCUGGAGUCACAUAGAGGCUAGACCAGCUUUGCACUGUUCCCUCUCAGCCUGUUGGUCCUGUCCACAAAUGACCAGUCCCCACUGAUGGGCCCUGGCAGGUUCGUCCCCACCCCCCUCGGCAUUUCCCAGUCAAGGUUGAGGUUCAGGAGAGCAGAAUUCCUCCUCCUCUUGCCUCCAUGUUGGCAUCUCCUAUUGUCGAGCUCUCCCAUUUUUGCCGGAUCGGUGAACUGGAGCAGACUGGGAAUGGGAGUCCCAGAAUAUUCCAACACAUCUCCACUCACAGAUGCCUAAUGUCAUACUCAAACCCUGACACACAAGGAGUGAAAGUGUACGUGGUGGUAGUGAUCCUGGUGUGGGGCAGGGGGAAGAAUCCUCUUCAGUCACAGCACAGAAGCGAUGCUACACUCGAAACAAGGUGAAGUCUCCAUCCUGUUAGCAUGGGGCUGCUCUCCGAGAGAGGGGAGACUGGUGGAGAUCAUGAUGCCUCCGGAAGGAAGGUGUAGAUUAAGAAUCAGAGACCUCCAUGAUAACUUCAGCCGAGGUGGGAAUCGAACGAGCCGUUGGUGUCACUCUGCAUCGGAAACCAGCCAUCCAGCCAACUGAAUGCCCCUCCUCCCUGUGUAGGCUGGGGUGGAGUGGACGGAGGCAGUGGGGGAGGUGUGUGAGAGUAACAUUAAUGAACAGAGGGAAUCCUGCACAUGACUGAGGUGCAGCUUUUGCAGUGUCCCAUUGGUCCCCUCACCUGACUGACCAUGUUGAGCCUCAGGGACAGGAUGUUGUAACUGAAGGCAGUCUCUGAGUUGCGAGCUGAGUUGGUGAUCUGGAAGGGAGACCGCAUAGGGCCACAACAGUGCUGUCAUUCAGGAAGCAUGUGUUCAUGUGAUGAAAUUCCAUGGAGGAGGUUUGGAAUAGGUUAGGGAUAACUCCCAUUCUCCACAAUGGCUGACUGCACUCCGUAUUCCCAGUCAGUCAGAUCCAAUUGCUCCAAAAUUCCACCCAUUUGGCCGUCUCUGGUCCAAAGGGCCGAAUGGCCCAUACCUGCUUCUGUAUUUCUCAGUGAAUGCCGUGUAAUCAAAAAAUGACCUCAACUUGAGUACAAAAAAAGGUUUUUUUUUGCUGUGUUCUCCUUUCAAUUGUUGAUAUUUCUGAUUUGAUGAAAAUUUGGCUGGUGGUGUAUAUUUAAGACUGGGUAGAGAGAUUCUCGGUCUGUCAGAUCAGCCAGGAUCCUGUUGUUCAGCGGGAAAGGUGGGGUGCUGUGGUGUAUUAACUUAUUCCCUGAGGUUGUGGAGUCAAAGCUCCAGGCAGUCUGCCAACAGACUCAGCAUCACAGGUCAGCUGGCCCAAGGAAGUGUGCACCCCCCACACACUCCACACCCUGACUCCUUACCCAUCCUGACAAGGUUUCUGCAAGAUGCCCACAGUUCCCAGGUGCUUGAUCCCUUUCUUCCUAACGCCCGGCAAAUCCCCUUUUGUGAGCACCACCCUGCUUCCCAGGACACAGCAUCGCCUUCCCAUCAGUGUUCAACCCGAACUUGAAGCAGACUGUAAGAAAUAGAUAUAUUUUUCUGUCGCAAUA
Messenger RNA from Chiloscyllium plagiosum (whitespotted bambooshark), 2818 nucleotides. Lineage: Eukaryota; Metazoa; Chordata; Chondrichthyes; Orectolobiformes; Hemiscylliidae. The record is from RefSeq and is a predicted model, not a curated record.